AUGACGGGCAGCCGCGGGUGCGAGGCGCUCUGGGUCCAGAGCGGAAAAAAACGUAACGCCAGGGAGACUGGACUGCGGGAGUGCGAUGCCGCCCUCGACCCGUCCGCCACGCAGGCAGAGGAGCUGGCCAGGCCCAUCUACGGCUACUCGGAGACGGAUAGGAUUCGUGCAGAAGCCUGGCCUUGCAGGAUCAAGGAUGUGCCGCCCACGGCGUUCAUCCUGCUCGCCAUGGCUUGCGUAGCGCGGUUGUCCUGCAGGAGCGACGUCGCCGCGGUGCCGGCACCGGUCAUCGGUUUCAGCGGCGUCCUGCGCACCACCGAGCUUGUGUCGUUGCGCCGCGUGCCGGCGCAGGUGCCCCUCGAUCGCCCGAGCGUGGUGAUAGUGCUGCGCGUUGCCAAGAACGGGCUGCUCCGCUAUGCGGAGCAAGCGGUUAUGAUCCCAGACGUCGGGGCGGCGCGCUUUGUGGAACACUUGCUCCGGAAAUCCCGGCCAGGGGUGGCCCGCAAGGAGCAGGAGCUGCUCGACGAGGCUGCCAGCCUGUACGCAAAGUCCAAGGACCAGGACCGCCGGCUGGAGGAGCUCACCGCUCGGAAGUCCCGCCUGGAGCGGCAGCGCGCGCCUGUGGCGCGCGGCCAGUCCACGGCCUCCUCGCUGGCGCCGCACAGGGCCCUCGCCCGCGCGUUCGGCGACCUCGGGGACCCGCAGCCCUGGGCGCGGAAGCUGGACGACCCGCUGCUGCAGGUCUCCGCCGCCCUGCUCAG
This is a messenger RNA of Prorocentrum cordatum, 761 nucleotides long. The record is from the annotation of a GenBank genome assembly. NCBI's taxonomy places the organism in Eukaryota, Dinophyceae, Prorocentrales, Prorocentraceae.